This is a messenger RNA of Sceloporus undulatus (fence lizard), 3173 nucleotides long. It is a transcript of the gene DRD2, whose product is annotated as dopamine receptor D2. Lineage: Eukaryota; Metazoa; Chordata; Lepidosauria; Squamata; Phrynosomatidae. Gene Ontology annotation, molecular function: G protein-coupled receptor activity; dopamine neurotransmitter receptor activity, coupled via Gi/Go. The record is from RefSeq and is a predicted model, not a curated record. Bases 1102 to 2442 code for a protein of 446 amino acids. The transcript is spliced from 8 exons. Gene Ontology annotation, biological process: adenylate cyclase-activating adrenergic receptor signaling pathway; adenylate cyclase-inhibiting dopamine receptor signaling pathway. Gene Ontology annotation, cellular component: glutamatergic synapse; presynaptic membrane.
UGCUGAAUCCUCCGCUCUUCUCCAACGAGGCAGACGACUCUCACAAGCCCAGGCGACGCCUUCUCCUCCUCCCAGCCUCUCGUCUCUGAAGCGGGGUGUGUGUCUACAGUGUGGACCCUCCAGACAACUCUGGAAGCGCCUCAGAGCCCCUCAGCCCAAGGCUAGAGAGAGCCCAGAGACCCUUCUGCCUCCUCUUCCUCUGACCCCCAGCCAGCUCCCCAAAAAUGAAAGGGAGAGGAAACCUUUGGUCAUGAUGCUCCUGAAGGUUGAGACCAGCCGAGAAGUUCAAGGAGAAGAAGAGCCAGCAGAUCUCUCAAGAGAAGAUCCAGAAAAGCUUUGCCUAAUUCCUCUCCCCCAAAGGAACUGAAGAAGGGUGGUCUUCUCCCAAUAGGAGUAGGAGGAGGGAAAGGACUCUGGAGGUUAGGCUGGAGUUCAGCCUCCUUGGUCCUCACCUUCUGCCUGGAGACUCCACUCUUUGGCAACCUUCUGCCUGGAGUCUCCACUCCUCCUUGGAAGUGGUCAUUGGCAACUUUCUGCCUGGAGUCUCUGCUCUUCCUUGGAAGUGGUCAUUGGCAACCUUCUGCCUGGAGACUUCCUUGGAGGUGGUCAUUGGAAACCUUCUGCCUGGAGACUUCCUUGGAGGUGGUCAUUGGCAACCUUCUGCCUAGAGAUUUCCUUGGAAGUGGCCAUUGGCAACCUUCUGUCUGAAGACUCCACUCUUCUUUGGAGGUAGUGAUUGGAAACUUCUGCCUGCAGUUUCCACUCUUCCUUGGAGGUGGUCAGGAGAAAGUCCCAGGAGCUUCAAGAGGUGGCUGUCUUCUCCUCUUCACUGCUCCUAAAAGUGGUCAUCCAUGGUUUGGGCACCAUCCCAGCCUUGGCUUGUCUGCCCAGCUGUCUGGAGGGAGCUGAUGGCUAUGGGAAGCCCAUUGGCAUCCCUGGCAGAGUGAGGAAGAGGCAAAAGAAAGAGAAGGAGUGAGAGAAGAGCCCAAACGUGGGGAAGUGUCGGAUAUACACCUCAAGAGGAAGCACUGAGGUAGCCCUUCUUCACAAUCCUUGUCUUAUGGCUUGAAGGCAGGUCCCAAACCUGGAGGGCUCUUCUUCAUGGAUUUCCCAAACAUCUCCUGGUAUGAUGAUGGCAGCUACGAGAACCGAAGCCUCAACGGGUCCAGCCCAGAACCAAAGCCUCCCCACCAGUACAACUACUACGCCAUGCUCCUCACCCUCCUCAUUUUUGUCAUCGUCUUUGGCAAUGUCCUGGUUUGCAUGGCAGUCUCCAGAGAGAAGGCCCUUCAGACAACGACCAACUACUUGAUUGUGAGCCUGGCGGUGGCCGACCUCCUCGUAGCAACUCUGGUGAUGCCUUGGGUGGUCUAUUUGGAGGUGGUUGGGGAAUGGCGAUUCAGUCGCAUCCACUGUGACAUCUUUGUAACUCUGGAUGUCAUGAUGUGCACCGCGAGCAUCCUCAACCUUUGCGCCAUCAGCAUUGACAGGUACACCGCCGUGGCAAUGCCGAUGCUUUAUAACACUCGCUACAGCUCCAAGCGUAGAGUCACCGUCAUGAUUGCGGUGGUGUGGGUCCUCUCUUUUGCCAUCUCCUGCCCCUUACUUUUUGGGCUCAACAACACAGAGAAGAAUGAGUGUAUCAUUGCCAAUCCUGCCUUUGUUGUGUAUUCCUCUAUCGUCUCCUUCUACGUUCCCUUCAUUGUCACCCUGCUGGUGUACGUGCAGAUAUACAUAGUGCUGCGGAAACGCAGGAAGCGGGUCAACACCAAACGCGUCGCUACCCACGUGGGCCCGGACUCUGACACUCAGGCCCCACUGAAGGACAAAUGCACUCAUCCAGAAGACGUCAGGCUCUGCACGCUCAUCCUGAAGACCAAUGGUAGCUUCCCGCUUCAUAAACGGAAAGUGGAGGCGGUGAACCAGAUGGAAGAAAUGGAAAUGGCCACCAGCACCAGUCCCCCGGAGAAGAGCAAACACAAGCCAUCUGUGCCAAGCAACAAUGAGCUGGCUGUGCCAGUCCCUUCCCACUUGUGUGCCAACAACUUAGCUCUGAGGUCUCCGGCGGACAGCCCACUGAAUGUCGAGAAGAAUGGGCAUACUACAGACAACCCCAAAACCGCCAAGAUCUUUGAAAUCCAGUCGAUGCCCAACGGCAAGACGAGGACGUCCCUCAAGACCAUGAGUAGGAGGAAGUUUUCGCAGCAGAAGGAAAAGAAAGCCACUCAGAUGCUUGCCAUUGUGCUUGGUGUCUUCAUCAUCUGUUGGCUCCCUUUCUUCAUCACCCACAUCCUGAACAUGCACUGCAAUUGCAACAUCCCCCAGGCCAUGUACAAUGCCUUCACGUGGCUCGGAUACGUCAACAGCGCCGUCAACCCCAUCAUCUACACCACCUUCAACAUUGAGUUCCGAAAGGCCUUCAUGAAGAUCCUCCAUUGCUAACUUCCUCUUGAAGACCAGGUGCUUGACUCGCAUGGUCAUACAAAGGGGUGGCCAUAUAUACGAAGAGACAUGCCUGCGGUAUCUGCAAACACACAGUGUUUAGAGUACCAUGUAUCUUUUCCGCCAGCAUUUCAAGCAGCCGAAGGCUGCCUCGUUCUCAAGGCGAUGCUUAGACUUCGAGAGAUGGUCACGAAAAGUGUUCAUUUCUGAUGCAACCUUUGCACUGUGCUUUUAACCAGAGAUGCAAGAGAAGGAAAAGAGAAACUAGGAAAUGUUCCCACAGUAACAUUUUGCUUGUGGUCGGCAAGACCUCCAGUGCAUUAAACACAACUUCUCGCUGAUCCCAACCAUGGGGCACACUGACUUACUCAUGUGUCGUUGUUACUGAUACAUUUCUCACCAAAGACGCCACCACUUUGUCUGCUUUGCAAUAGGAGACGUUACUACCCACCGAAAUAUUUUUUUUUAAUGCCAGCACUCCUAGGAAUCAUGUUCAUUGGAAAUGCUUUCAGGCUUUGGAAUGACCCUUUGGGUUUCUAGCAAACUGCCAAGACUUGGUGGGACCAUCUUCACAAAGGUUACCACCGGUCUGUCAUAUGAACUUAAGGGAGGAGAAUGUAAGAAAAUGGAAUCUCAGGGCAGCGUAUGAAAGAAAAUACUACAACGACUGUAUAAUACCAAUGUGUAUAUAUGGGGGGGAAACAGAAUGAACUGAGCAGAAACCCAAGCCA